Messenger RNA from Iphiclides podalirius (scarce swallowtail), 399 nucleotides. The record is from the annotation of a GenBank genome assembly. NCBI's taxonomy places the organism in Eukaryota, Metazoa, Arthropoda, Insecta, Lepidoptera, Papilionidae.
AUGUCGGGGGGUGGCGGGCGACGGCGCGGGUGUGACCCCGCCGGCUGCCCGCCGCUCCCCUGUUCGUUGUCGUCGCGCCGCGAGAGUGCCUCGCGCUCGCGACCGAUUACGGUCGUAAUUUUAGUCGCGAUUACUCGCGCCCUCCGCGGCCACGCUCGCUUCCGCAAGCGCGCGCGUAACCAGCGUCGGGCUCGCUGCGACCGUGCCGCCCCCAACGGCGGUCGCGGGCGCUGCACGCACUCGUUCGCGCGCACUCGCUCUCACGGCAACGUUCGAACGCGUCCGGUAGAUUGCCGCCGCGCCCUUAAUCGUGAUCACGCUCGCAGAUCACGAUUGCGCCCCGGGCAGGUCGUGGCCGCGGUCAUGAUUGUGCUCGCAGCCGCGUCGCGUUCGCGCCCG